GUGCACUGUCUGCCUCAUGGAUAUCAAAAGAAAAUCAAUCUUUUCGCCGCCUACAAGCAGCCAAGAAAAAAAGAUCAAGGUAAAAGAAAGAAAAAAAGAAUGAUGAGGCAAUUUUGAAUAUCAUACUGCCCAACAUUUCCUGCGCACUCACUAACUUUUAAAUGUCAAGACCUCUCAUCAAAAAAUUGGAUCUGAUGUUCUAUUAGAUCAUUUUCCAUUUGGAAAUAAUGAUACACGGUUCCCCUUCAACACAUUGGAAAAGCUACUCGGGGAAAUUAUAGACAGUCCCCAUUCCACACAGAAUCAUAACUCUGCAGCCGGUUCGGGGGUAGUGAAAGCUGCUGCUGAACUGGCUAAGGCACUCAAAAUUGCAAGAACUUCUCCAAAUGCAUCUGCACAUGCAGUUGACUACGAUAUUGACUAUAUGCACCGGGAACGUGAUGCAUCUGACAUCUUGGAAGGCGAAAACGGCUUACCAGUCUUGCCGCUCAUUUUAGAUGAGGGCCUUCAAAAGGCCGUCUUCACACACCCUGGCUUGAACAACAACAACAAUACGACCUACGACAGACUUGAGAUUCUUGGAGAUGCAUACAUUGAAUUGAUUGCUACCAAGUUAGUAUGGGACAAGUUUCAGGAUAUCCCAUCUGGUCGCAUUUCACAAAUCAGGGAACUCUUGGUGAAGAAUGAAACUCUUUCUGAAUAUGCAACAAGAUACGGGUUUGAUCGCAGAGCCUCUGUGCCCCAGGGCUAUCUAAAUCAGCCGAAACGAUGGACCAAGACUAAAGGCGAUAUUUUCGAGGCUUAUGUGGCUGCUGUCAUACUGUCUAACCAGGAAGGGGGUUUCAAACUGGUUGAAUCAUGGUUGACGAAGUUAUGGUUACCAAAGCUUACGGAACUCGGAAUUCAAAAAUCGGUCCUGCAAGCGAAAGAGGCCCUUUCAAAGAAGGUCAUGGCUAAAGGAGUCAAGCUCGAAUAUAUUGAUGAACUUCCACCGGUCACGUCAAAAGGAGGUAUGCAAACCUUUUUUAUCGGCGUGUAUUUUACUGGUUGGGGAUGGAAUAGAAAGCAUCUAGGUUCCGGUCAAGGCCGUAACAAAGCAAUAGCUGGGGAUGAGGCAGCAAAACAGGCGUUACGAAGCAAUCCGUUGAUUGACGAAAUCGCUGAGAAAAAGAGGCUUAUCGGGACAGAAAUGAAGACAAAAAGCAGGAUCGACUGAAGUUCGAUGUAUCGGUGCUGGUUAUCACUACAAUCUGGUUUAAGAAGAAGUGGAAGAAGAAAAUUUAAUUGUUAUAGGAAACAUUUGAGCCGGCCGGCGCGAAUUCGGCUGCGAAGGGUAUUGCAAUAUAUCUGGCCGACCAGAUACAUAUAUAGUCUAGACAAUAGGGCGAGGCUGUGGUUUUGGGCGUAUUAAAGGCUCUAGUAUAACUCUGGUUCAUUGGGGGUGAGUCUAAUCCCCCAGUUACCUGGCCUAUCAAAUUAAGGUGUACUUUUUUAUAUGCGUCUCUUUUAUCUGAUUAAUUGGAUUGGGUCAAGAGCUCAUUAUACAGUAUAUGUUAAGAAAUAUAUAAAUGUAUAGAGUACUGGAG
Molecule: messenger RNA, 1586 nt
Organism: Aspergillus ruber CBS 135680
Lineage: Eukaryota; Fungi; Ascomycota; Eurotiomycetes; Eurotiales; Aspergillaceae
Product: ribonuclease III
Exons: 1
Coding region: 425-1216 (263 amino acids)
Biological process (GO): regulation of gene expression; primary miRNA processing; rRNA processing
Cellular component (GO): nucleus
Molecular function (GO): double-stranded RNA binding; ribonuclease III activity
Source: RefSeq, a predicted model, not a curated record